AUGGCUUCUCAGAAUAGUAGCGUACCAACGCCGGUGCCGUUCCCUCAGCCCGAAGGCCUUCGCAGCCCCAACGCAUCGAGCCCUACUGUAGAGUCACCCUCUGCAACGACGCGCGAACGCACCUCGACCAAUGCCUCGACCGUCUCGAAUAGAAUUCGUACUGCGACCGGAAAACUUAUGGACGUGAACCCUCCGCCUGGCAUGUGGGCAGCUACGGGAACUACAGCCGCCAAAGCCCCCUCGCUAUCAGACAUCCGAAAGGGCUCUUUUGGUUCUGAUGGAUGGAAUGAGGAUACACAACGGAAGAGAGCAAGCUCACGAGCAAGUCAAGCCGAACAGCGGUCGCGUACUUCCACCAAUGCCGCGUCCCCCACCGAGCAAUCUGAGCGCCCGUACUUCGGUGGUCAGCGCAAGGUCUCUUCGAGCAAUGCGUUGAACACAGAGCCGUUUCCUGCCUUGACUGAAGAGGAUACACGGCAAGCAUCGGGGUACGACGGACAUGACGAGCAUGUUGUGGCCGGCGUGCAAUCGAAGCAUAGUUCCGAAACUGGGACAGAACACCUCGACGAUGACAGACCGCACCAGCCAAAAAGGACCUCUUCAGGCCAUUACGCCAACGGCUACGUACCACCACCUAAGCUGCCAUGGACCCAGUCGUUUAUGAUCGGUCUCAAAAGCUUCUGGAAGUGGUUCCUGACCCCCGCCGGAUUUCUCAUUACACUUUACAGCCUAAACGUUGUCGCUUGGGGCGGCAUGCUCUUCCUCCUUCUUUGCAACGCCGCACCUGCCAUGUGUACACCUACCUGUGACGACAUCAACUCUCCGCGCCGGAAGUGGGUCGAGUACGACUCACAGAUCUUGAAUGCACUCUUCUGCGUUACAGGAUUUGGUCUAGCACCUUGGCGGUUCCGUGAUCUAUACUAUUGGGCAUGUUGGAGGAUUGGUGGAUCGAAGCGCAAAGAGAUGGGCAUUCGACGCCUUGCUGGGAUACAUCGGGGAUGGUUUCGACUUCCGGGCUCAGAUCGGUUGCCUGACGGAGCAGAUGCGACCGUUGUCGAUCCCGAAGAUCCAGCUGUACCAAUACCCGUCAAGGCGAUCCCAGACCCACCCCCCACGGCGAUUCGCGCGCCGCCCACUAAGAGUUGGAAGAUGGAUUUCGUCAUUUGGAACAAUGUAUGGAACACUUUUUUCCAGAUCGUUCUGUGCUUCUACAUGUGGCACUACAACCGCAUUGAGAGGCCGUCAUGGGCUACUGGCCUCUUCGUUGCGCUAGGCUGCAUAGUGGCAGGUAUUGCAGGCAUCAUGAUGUGGCACGAAGGCAAGAACGUUAAGAAGGUCGAAGGCGUGCCCAUGCGCAGGGAUUAUGGGCUCCAGCAAGACGAUGCUGAAGCGCAGAACAUUCCGCUUGUGACUACAGGCGUGGCGACGAAGUCCUGA
Molecule: messenger RNA, 1437 nt
Organism: Alternaria postmessia
Lineage: Eukaryota; Fungi; Ascomycota; Dothideomycetes; Pleosporales; Pleosporaceae
Exons: 2
Coding region: 1-1437 (478 amino acids)
Source: RefSeq, a predicted model, not a curated record